Messenger RNA from Symbiodinium sp. CCMP2592, 8190 nucleotides. Lineage: Eukaryota; Dinophyceae; Suessiales; Symbiodiniaceae. The record is from the annotation of a GenBank genome assembly.
AUGGGCAAGCACCGCGAGAAGGAGGGGAAGAAGAAGCGAAAGCGAAAGCAUGGCUCCAGCUCGGCCAGCUCGGCAAGCGGCCGGGCCGGAUCCCGGCGUUUGCACCCGCAGGGUCUUGUGGUGCCACCUCUGGCAGCUGUGACGCUGAACUUAAACAAGGCGUUGCGAUCCAGGGAUGGCGUGAUGACACGGUUGCCCGUGCUGGGCCGAUGGAUGGUCGUGGCGUUGGCCGUGGGACUGGUGACCUUGGCCAUGGUGGGUCAUGCAGGGCCAGGCCGAGGUUUCCUCGAAAACCUCUCGCCGGGCCGUGUGCGAAGCCUGGCGGCCUCAAAGAGAAGCCUGACUCUGGCUCGCAGGGCACGCGUGGACGGCCAGUACGGUGUGUUGCCAGAGCCGCCCUCCCCGCUCAUCGAGUUGGAGGAGAAGGAUCCCGUGCUAGAGGCCCUGAUCACUGUGGUCCAGGCAGCGGACAAAAAGCGUGGUGUGGACAUUAGUGCCUUUUGGGUCAAGGAGGGCUUCGAGAUGAUCGUGAUGAUCACGGCCCUGUCCCGCCCUCAGCUUCAAGCCAUCGCCGGAGAGAUCGAGAACAAGAUGCGACACGAGUUACGCAUGAAGCGCCGAAAAAGCCAGUGGCCAGGGCAGACCAUCCGAGACGAGGCGGCAAACGGAUGGUGCUGCAUGGUGUAUCCCCGCAUGACCAUCAACAUCAUGACCCCGGUUCAGCGCUCGUACUAUGAUAUCGAGAGCAUUUGGAGGGAUGACAACGAGGAUUAUGAAAAAGUCCCGCUGCAGGAGGUACUUAGAGAAGAAGGCUUUGGUAAUCUCAGGGUGACUAAGGGGCUCAAAGAUCCAAACGACAUUACCCCACAGAGGGCAGAAGAUGCGGAAAUCCCACCUUCUGAGUACGAGCCAUUUGACGACGAUGAAGACCUUUACGAAGAAGACGAGGAUGAUCCUUUCUGGAGCGGGAUCUUGCCGCCAGCCUUCCCGCCAUUCUUGCUGCCGCCGCAGUGGGCGGCUUUCAUGCCUUCCGCCCACAGGGGCAAGAAGAAGAAAAAGAAGCGGAAGCGGGAAGAAAGUAGCAGCAGCAGCCGCGGUGGCGUUGCUGAAGGCACCGCUGCCUCCAAUGAUCAGGUGCUGCCUGCCUCUGACACAAAGGACACUGUCAGCGGCGCGGCGGCUGCGGAUCCAAAUGAGAUGACCGCCCUGGAUGCCCUUAUUGCGGGCUCCAUCGAGUUACCGGAGGCAGGCCAGACGAGCCGCAGCCACGGUUGGGACGGUGAGGCCUCAACCAAGGAGAAGAAGGAGGAGGUGCAGACGGCAAAGAGCGCUUCAGGGCCAGAUCUGGACCUCACGGAGGAGCCCCGUUCCAAGACCGGUCUAAAGCUCAUCGGCGAAGAAGCUCCUCCGACGCUGCCCUGGCAGUACGUGUUGAAGGACGAGACGCGUCGUUGCUUCGUUGGAUUCCUGCCUCGGACACUAGGCAAAGAAGUCUGUGCCAGCUUUUUCGAGAAGGCCCUCCAAGGUGCCGAAUGGAUACAACCAGCGGGCCCCAACGGGCCCAUCCCAAGAAAGACAGCGUGGAUGGUCUUCUUUGAGUGCGACUGUGCCUAUCGUUACGGUCGCAUCGAGGUGAAGCCCCAGCAGUAUCCCCAGUGGAUGUGCACCCUGAUGCACUGGGUGAUGCCCUGCUGCGGCAUCAACGAGCAAAAGGAUUGGCCGAACAGCUGCAACCUGAAUCUCUAUGAAAGUGGAGGUAUGUCCGUCGGCUGGCACGCGGAUGAUGAGCAGCUCUUUCAGGGGAAGCAGCGGGACUGCCGCAUCAUCUCCCUGUCGCUGGGGGCCACCCGCGCCUUCGAGGUCCGAUCGAACUGGUCGGAGCUCGAUUCCACCGUGCGCCUGGAGCUCGGGGACGGGGACCUUUGCACCAUGGAGGGUUUGGUCCAGAAGCACUUCCAGCACCGCGUACCGCGCGAGGACAAGGUCACGGGGCCUCGCAUCAACCUGACGUGGCGCUGGAUCGCACUUUGCCCGAAGAUGCGCGAAACAGCGCGUGCUCGCGCAGAGAUGGAAGUGGACUGCCCUCUUUUUCUCUCGCAAAGAAUGCGGAGAAUGCUGGCGUCCAUUCUUAAUGUUCCCAUAUCGGAGCCCGCAGGGGAGAGGGAGUUCGACUCCUCUGCGGUGGAGGAGAGCGUCGCCAAAGCCAUUGCAGCGCUAACCUUCAAUCACAACCUGCCUCCGUCAUACGUCCAGUACUUCCUGAGUCAAGAGCCGCAGCUGUGGAAAGCACAGCAGGACUCUGAUCACGAGCACGUCUACCGUUCGGUCUUGGAACGAGUCCAGCGAGGGCUCCGCGAGGAUCCGCUACCGAACGUCGACUUGAAUCCCAGCCCGGAGGACAGUCUGCGAAACUUGCAGACAGCUGCAGGGGCCUUGGAUGCCUCCACCAAUGCUGCUUACGGGACUGCAUCGACGAACAACGAGGAUGUGGUCCGGCAGCGCAGAGGGGAUUACACGACCAUGAAGGCUCGGUCCCCGUCCAAAACUGUUGUUUCGGACCCCUAUGUGUUUAGGCGCGUUAUGACCAACAAGCUCCCGAUUGCUCAGCACAAGACUGAAAUCACGGAGCUCAUCAGGGACAACCAAAUUGUGCUCAUUCAGGGCGAGACAGGAUGCGGCAAAACUACACAGGUGCCGCAGUACAUCUUGGAGGCAGCACUCCGCAUGCAGGCAGAAGCCAAGAAUGGCAAGGGAACAGACAAUCGCCGGCCGGUGCGGAUCGUCGUCACGCAGCCUCGGCGGAUUGCCGCCAUCACCGUGGCGAAGCGCGUUGCCGAGGAGCUGGGCGAAAAGGUGGGAGAAGGAGUCGUGGGCUACAAGAUCCGCGGCACGACAGUUGCCUCUCCAAAAUGUAAGCUGCUCUUCUGCACAACGGGCGUGGUUUUGCGCAGAUUGGCGAACGAGGGAUCAAAGUUCAUGUUCGGCCCAAAGACGGUCACGCACCUGCUGGUGGACGAGGUGCAUGAGCGCGGCGUGGAGACGGAUUUCAUGCUCACCUUCCUGCGCGAGAUUCGGGUGAACCGCCCCAACCUCCGUGUGGUGCUCAUGAGUGCUACCAUGGACACAGCGUGCUUUCUGAAGUAUUUCAGUCUUCCCGUGAAAGUUGCGAAUGUAGACGGUGGCGAGAUUGCUCUCAAGCAGCCGCCCAUGGUGGUCUGCCCUGCAUUCUGCCACCCGGUGGCGGAGUGCUACAUGGAAACCAUCAACGCUCGCCUUGGCCGCAACCGAUCUCCUGAAGCCAAGAGCCCGGAGGAGCUUCGCAGGGAGCCCACCGAAAUGUCAGAGAGUGAUGGCAUCGACUACGAUCUUAUUUUGAAGAUCGUGGAGGAGAUCGAGACUUCUCCGGACGGGGCCUGGACUUUUGCUCCAGAGUCCAUGCGAGCAACGGCGAAGGACCCCCACCGUGGUGCCGUCCUCGUUUUCUUGCCCGGGCUCGGGGAGAUCACGCAGCUGAUGUCCAAGCUAACAGAUGACAGCACGAUGUCGUCCAAGUGGUGGGUCUUGCCGCUUCAUGCGAACCUUCCGCCCGAGGAGCAGCAGCUGUGCUUCAGCACGUCACUUCCCACAGGUUGUACGCGGAAGAUCAUCUGCUCAACGAACGUCGCAGAGACUUCCGUGACGGUUCCUGACGUUACCGUGGUCAUCGACACCUGCCGAGAGCGUCGGAACCAGGUGGAUCGGCACAGCAACACGCCGAUGCUGCGCGAGCAGUGGUGUGCCCUGGAUUCCCUGAAGCAGCGCCGCGGUCGUGCUGGACGCGUCCAGCCCGGGGUUUGCCUGCGGCUCCUCCCGGAGAGGCACUUAGAGCGCUUGGAUGCCGUGUCUCCCCCGGAGAUGCAGCGGGUGCCUUUGGAGAACGUCUACCUGCAGGUGUGCGCCAGCGGCAUCGACGACAGGCGGGGUCCGCAGGAUCCGGGGAGAGGUGCCCCCCAUGUCGACAUUGCCAGGCCGGGCUUCCUGGCAAAGACGCCGGAUCCGCCCGACGAGCUCUCGGUGCUCUUUGCCGAGGUCCGGCCUGGGCACUUUACAGCGGUUUCCUGCGGCGAUGUAUCGCAGUCGGCAGAACUUGCGUUCCAAGAGACUCAUGGAAAGACCGGCUUCCGAUCCCCGAAUGUCCGAAGCGAGGCGGCCUUGCGGGACCUCGGUGCACUCGACCCGUCACAGCCCGACGGUCUCACGCCGCCCGGGGCCCUUGGAAUCUUCUUGCUGCUCCUUGGUUUGGGAGAGCUUGGCCGCCACUUGGCUGCCCUCCCCUGCCACCCACGCCUGGGCAAAAUCCUGGUGCUCGGUUGCCUGCUGGGUGAGCCCAGCCCCUGCUUGAGCAUUUGUGCAGCGAUGUCCGUGCGGAAUCCCAUGAUGACGACGCAGGACACCAGCAAGCGGGCGAGCUGGCAGAGUGCGAGGAUGGAGAUGGUGGCGGAAAUCGGCACCCGGAGCGACCACUGCGCGUGGGCACACAUCGUGCAAGAGUGGCGCUUCGGCGACAUGAAGCAGCGGGAGCUCUGCAAGAAGCUGGGGCUCUCCUUCGAGCGCAUGGCCUCCUCCAUGUUCGAGCGCCGGCACUUGCUCGAGUCCCUGGUCCAAGUGGGACUCCUUCCGGGAAAUUUCAAGGACUUGGAGUGGGAGCAGAAGAACAAGGUUCCAGACUGGAACCUCGUCCGUGCUGCCGUGGUUGGGGGCCUGUACCCCAACAUCAUCCACGUCUCGCGGAAUCCCCCGAAGUUCCAGAGUGCGACCAUGAUGGACAAGGCCAAGUACCUCACCUACCAGGUGCUGCAGAGGCAUGUGAAGAUGGAGCAGCAAUCCUAUCCAAAACGCCUCAACGUGCACCCGAACUCGCUGAUGUUUGGCCACGAUCAGUUCCAUUGCCCGUGGUUAGCCUACUACACCAUCCAGCAGACCAGUAAGCUCUAUGCCUACGACGUCUCCGAGGUGAGCCCUUUUGCUUUGCUCCUUUUCGGCGGUGAUCUGGAGACAAAUCACGGUGGCAUCGAGGUGGGGAAGUGGGCCACCUUCAAGUGCCGGGGCGGUAAGCAGCUCUUGCCCCUCCUGCAGGCUGCCCGAAAGGCCAUUCAGGACGUCCUGGAGAGGAAGCUCGAGGACUUGAAGUUCGAUCUCAGCAGCUCCAAGGAGCUGCGAGCCUGCAUCGAGCUGCUCAAGUGCAAUGGCCUAGGCUUUCGCAGAGAGGACCCAGCCGACAUCGUGCGGUGCAGUGACGGGCAGGAUCGUGAGUUCAACGAGCUCGAGAACGAGACAGCUUACAUGACGCGGCCAGUGGCGCGGCUCUACGAUGCCCAGGCAGAUUCGGGCACAGACACCCCGAAGGAGCUGAAGUGCCAACCCGACUCUGAGCUCUUUCAGCAAGUCGUCGCCAGCAAAGACAGGCACCUCUUCUUCAGUCAGAGGAAGGCCACGACAGUUCCCUUCCAGGACAUUCUGGGAAUUCCACGUUCCUGCGAAAGCUGGAAAGACAAACCGCAGUGCUGCACGAGGAUGUUUUACAAGCGCCUGGGUGACGAGACUCAGCCCAUGGCAAAGGAGCUCGCAUAUGUCCAGGAUCAGUACAGGCACUUCAGAGAGGACACCGUUCAGUUUGCGUUGGAGGCGCAGAUGGAUAAACAGUCACCUGAGACGGAACGGUUGAACGAAGCAGCCGACAUAGCGCAACAAGGCGUAGAGCACGUUUUGGACUUCAUCAACCAAUGCGAAGAUCCGCUACGACUGUUCUUCGCGUCUAUGGCGUGUUCACUUUGUCGGCCUAACUUGGACGAUUACCUGACUGAAGGGACGAUCCUGCAGAUCAGUGGAGAAAACGUGACUGAGCUCGCGAAGAACUGCUCCAUAAUGCCAAAAAAGCUGAAAAAGGCAGGAAAGCUCUUCAUGCAAGCUCGCAACGUCCUCAGGGAGAACAACACUUGCCAGGAGCGUUGGUACGUGCACACUCAAACCUGGCUUGACCGAGCCGCGAGAUUGUCCCUCCUCCGGUCCAAGGACAUCCGACCCAAGUAUGUGGAGAGCACCUUUCUCAAGGCAUUGCAAAGCAAGGGCUACGUCUACGAGCCCGAGGAAUGGGGCGACGUCCUUCUGCUCCACAUCUCUGUCCUUGCGACAGAUGACGAGAGACGUACCUUCGUGGCGCAAGAUGAGAUGCGUUUCUUCGUGCCGAAGGAGUCCAGGAUCCAAGACAUGCGAGAGAAGGCAAAAAACCUUGACGACCCCGACUUCUCAGAUCACACGGACGACCGCACGGACGACGAAGGUGUGAGCAACACAGAUGACGACGACAGCGACAACGUCACGGCAGAAGCCAACAACGGCGCAAACUCGCUGUCCGAGCUCAGUGAGACGUCUGAGAUGUCCGAGGACCAGGAGCUGAAGUGUGUGAACGGCAGAAAGCGGCGCUGGCACUGCCAGUGCCACCACUGCUGGACGGGUGUCAGCUGCAACGUGAAGAUGGUCGAGGGCCCGGGCAUCAACCAGGAGUUUGAGCCGCUGGUGGCAGAGAGGGCGGCUGGAGCAGGAGGCUAUCACCAGGAGCUGGCCGUGCAAGGUUGUCAACUCCACACGGAUCUCCGCUACCAGUUGGCCCGCGUCACCUUGGUCCCGAUCAGUGAAGCUGCGGAGGGGAGGAGGAAGACCGAGGAUCUGUGCAAGGCGCCACAGGGUAGCUACAGCAAUGCGCUGCGCUUGAAGAUUCCGUCAAGAGUGUCGCGCAGGCAGUACGUCUACUCGAUCGAUGCCCCCAUCGGUGCUUUCGCAAGGUAUGAAGUUUGCUACUGCUACGGAGUGGAGUGCUUCGACGACAAAGACUGGCAGACGAAAGCGAGCUUAGCUGGAUGGUCCAGCGUGGGCCAAGUAGAAGUGGUCAACACCGAAGAAGAGCGUGAUGCCGUCGUCUUGAAGAUGUUCGAACCUACGGCCCUGAAGGCUCGAUGGAUUCGGGAGCAGCCGGCCAAGCUCUGUAAAACAGACUGGUACUUGAAGGAGCAGGAGACGUUCUUCUUCGUCCGCCGGGGGCAAAACGUCUUCUUCAACUGCAGCGAGGGCUUCCAAAACUUGAAGGGGGUCGAGCAGCUGACUUGCCACAACGGCGCCUGGAAGGUGGCGAAGCAUUCCGAGGACAAUCCCAUGGAGCAAAAACUCUCGCCCCCGGACAUGGCGGUCUGGGAGCAGGGACAGUUUCCCGAGUGUUCUUGGAAACACGCCGGCAGCUGCACCACGGACGAUCCCCUAAGCGUGGUAUCGCCUCGAAGCCCGCCGAUUACCAACGACUUCUCCGGGGAUGGCCGGGUACACUACCGGUGCAACCCUAAGAAGGGCACUGGGCAGCCCAUGCGCCUUGUAGUCUGGGAGCCGGAGCUCAACCUCACCAAGGGAGCGCAGGUGAUCUUCGACCGCAGCAAGGUCGCCGAAGUCCUGAGCUUCCAGGAGAAGAAGUAUCAGAUCAAGCUGCUGGAGAGUGGCGAAGAGAAGACGGCGGAGACGGACAAAAUAGAGUGGCUACCGUCGGACACGAGCUACGUGCGUUGGUGUGGCGAAAAAGGUAAGUAUGAGCCCAGCGAGGUAAAGAUCCGCUGCUUGCUGGUCCUGCCUUCUGAGACGGAGAAGGAGGAUGCCGACGAUGAUCAGUCGGCCAAGGGCGACUUUGCCUCUGGUGCCUUCGUGCCCGAGCAGGAGGCAACGACCACGACCACGCAGCAGGUGGCCGCUGCCUCGCUACUGGAGCAGAGUGGCUCCUCCCUUCUCGAGGCCUCGGCAAGUGGUGGCGGUGCUGUCCGUGCUAAGGCUGCGCUGGUUGAGCAGGCUGUGGACAGAUCCCCGUCUCUGAAGCUGCAGCCAUGGCCGGUGAUGUUUUCUCAAGAUGCAGAACACGUCCUCCACGUCGACAGCUGCUGGAUGAGUGCCAUGAACUGCAGCGACGGCACCGUUGCGAAGGACACUGUCCGGUCAAUGCAGAAGGAGUCUGUGAUGCUGGAGAUGCCACCGGCAGCCUCCGAGGAGGCGGUCCAACGUAGUUGGGGCCUUGCAGGCUGUGCCGCACUGGCCCUCAUUCUCGGUCUCAUGCUGCUGGGCUGGUCAAGCCAAAGCCCUUCGCCCUCGCAGACCGGCAAGCGCCGGAUGUCGAAGUGA